Molecule: messenger RNA, 219 nt
Organism: Clavispora lusitaniae ATCC 42720
Lineage: Eukaryota; Fungi; Ascomycota; Pichiomycetes; Serinales; Metschnikowiaceae
Product: mitochondrial 54S ribosomal protein bL33m
Biological process (GO): translation
Cellular component (GO): mitochondrion
Source: RefSeq, a predicted model, not a curated record
AUGGCAGCAAAAGCGAAAACGACCCAUACGAUGGUCAAGCUCGUUUCCGCGGCAAAGACUGGUUAUGAAAAGUGGUUCAAGAUUCCAAGACAUACCCAGAAACUCAAUUUGAUCUUAUAUGACCCUAGAGCAAAGAGACAUUGUCUUUUUACUGAAGAGAAGAAGAGGAAAGUGCCAGACUUGGUGGCAAAGGACUACAACAGAAGUCACCGUGUUUAA